Galleria mellonella (greater wax moth) is the source of this 1596-nucleotide messenger RNA. RefSeq names its product tRNA dimethylallyltransferase. The record is from RefSeq and is a predicted model, not a curated record. The transcript is spliced from 7 exons. Gene Ontology annotation, molecular function: tRNA dimethylallyltransferase activity. Gene Ontology annotation, biological process: tRNA modification. Gene Ontology annotation, cellular component: mitochondrion. Bases 29 to 1537 code for a protein of 502 amino acids. NCBI's taxonomy places the organism in Eukaryota, Metazoa, Arthropoda, Insecta, Lepidoptera, Pyralidae.
AAUAGUGAAGUUCGUGCGGAUCGCCUGGAUGAUGGCUCUUCGAACAGUGAUUUCUUCUAAAAUUCCUAUGGUGAUAAUAUUAGGUGCUACAGGGACAGGAAAAACUAAGUUAAGUGUUGAAUUAGCUCAGAAACUCGGAACCGAAAUAAUCAGCGCAGAUUCUAUGCAAAUAUACAAAGGCCUAGAUGUGGUAACAGCGAAGGCAAGUCGCCGCGAACAGGAGAUGGUGAAGCACCAUCUACUUGAUAUCCUGGAACCACACAACAUGUUCACCGUGGUGGACUUUAGGAAUAGAGCUCUGAAAAUUAUUGACAACCUCACAGAACAAGGAAAAGUGCCCAUUAUUGUUGGAGGAACCAACUAUUACAUAGAAUCCAUUGUCUAUAAAAUACUUGUAGAAGACAUGAAUGAUUCAGAAGCUUUACUCUGGGAUAAAAGUAGACGGAAAAGAGAUCUCGAUGACUACAGUGAUGAUCAUGAUGAAGUAGAAACCAAAAAGGCUGCUAAAGAACCUACCCACGAAACGACUGCAAAGCCUUCAACAUCAGAAAUCAUUGAUGAGACAGAAAACAUUUCAGAAAAAACCAACUCCGAUACCUGUAUAGAUGUUACUAAAAAUACUCAAGCAGUAAAUAAAGAAAAACUAAAGAUUGACGUAGAUAAUGAAAAGAAAUUUACAAACGAGGAGAUCCAUACAAAACUGAAAGCUAUAGAUCCUGUGAUGGCGGCGCGUUUACAUCCAAACAACAGGCGGAAAGUUUUAAGAUCAAUCGAGGUAUGGUUGAAGACGGGACGUUUACACAGCGAGAUCCUAGCGGAGCAGAAACUAAGCGAAGGGCAGCUCCGGAGACCUGGCGCGACUGUCAUAUUAUGGCUGAAAUGUGAACAGUCAAUACACGAUAAAAGAUUAAAUAAUCGCGUGGACGUGAUGCUGCAAGAGGGCCUCAUACAGGAGUUAUUGGACUUUCACGCCAAACAUAACAUGCACAGGAUAAAAGAUGGAAAACCACCAGAUUACACAAAAGGAAUAUUUCAAACGCUUGGAUUCAAAGAAUUUCACGAUUAUCUGAUGCUUAAUGAGGAACAGAAGGAUACCGAAGAGGGCAAGAAAUUACUGCAAGAAAGUAUAGAAAAUAUGAAAACAUCUACUAGAAGAUACGCCCGGAGGCAGAAUAAGAUGAUCAGAGGACGAUUUCUGGAGCAUCCAUUCAGAGAGGUACCACCUAUAUACGAACUGGAUACAACAGAUAUUACAAAAUGGAAUGAACUUGUUAAAAACAAAGCUUUUCACAUUGUUGAAAGUUAUUUAAAUGGAUCUCCAUGUGAUUAUAAACCAAUAGAAGUUAUUAUAGAUGAAGAUAAAAAGAAAAUUGACGGUAACUCACGGAAUUAUUGUGAUGUUUGUGAACGACUUAUAAUCGGGGACAAAACAUAUGAAAUCCAUCUUAAAUCUUACAAACAUAUGAAAAUAUUAAAAAAGAAGAAAAAAUUAGAAGAAAGAAAUAAAGCAAGAGCAGAGCAGCAAAAUUUUGAUUGAUGCAUGCAUGCAUGCAGCAUUAAUUUGUUACCAAUUUAAAUUAUUCUUAUUUUUAAUUA